This is a messenger RNA of Cryptosporidium muris RN66, 432 nucleotides long. RefSeq lists its product as uncharacterized. The transcript has a single exon. The coding region runs from base 1 to 432 and encodes 143 amino acids. NCBI's taxonomy places the organism in Eukaryota, Apicomplexa, Conoidasida, Eucoccidiorida, Cryptosporidiidae. The record is from RefSeq and is a predicted model, not a curated record.
AUGAGUCGGAUUUAUGAGUCUGAUCAUGCUAAAGAAUUUGAUGAUAUCAAAAAUGAAGAUUUAACUCCGUCAGAUCAAAAAGAUUCACCUGAGAAACUAUCAAAUAGUCACGAGGUACAGGAAGAAGAAAAUCGUCAGGUAUCUGACGAAAUUAUAAACCAGAAUAAUACUAGCAAACAAAAAAGUAUAAUAAACAAUAUUCUACACAUUAUAUCUUUUCCAUGGUAUAUGUUUAAGAUAUUUAUAAACUUAUUAUUUCGGGGGAAAUGGAAACUAAAAACUUUGCACUGUUUCGAAAACUUUUUCAUGUUAUAUUCAAGAUUUGUAUUCAGAAAUUCAAUUGUUAUAAUAUUAGUGAUAUCAAUAAUCUGCCUAUUGCUAGGUAUAGGUAAGUUUUGCAAAAAAAACCUACUUUUAGGCAGUAUAAACUAG